UUUUUUUUUUUGAGGGUAAUCAAAACGUACACAUCUUAAAUUAGUAGCUCCCGAGUUUUAUUUUAUUUAAAAACAUAAUAGUGUUAAUUUCACUGUGCACAUGCAUUAAAUCUUUGCACUAUCCUUUGAUGCACUCACUCAUCUAAAAAAAAACUAUAAUUUCAACAUCACUUCUCAAAUGGACCUAUACACGAAAUUGUCAAGCUGUAUGGAGGAACUGAGCACCACUUUUACUUCCCGGAUGGCUGCCUAUGAGGAGGAGUUGAAGAGUGUGAACAGUAGUGAGGCUUCACAUAAGAACAUUGCAAGCCUCUCAAAGGACUACACCGAGUUCAAGGGCCUCAUGUUGAAGACAAUAAGUGCCCUUAAAAUGCAGGUGGAACUGUUGUCACUGGGCCUAGAUCGACACGAAAUGGCUUCUCGCAGGCAGGUUCUCCUUCUUCACGGUCUUCCAGAAGAGAAGGAUGAAGACUAUACAUCUCGGGCUCUUACAGUUGUAGCGGACAAGUUAAAGAUGCCCAAUGUCUCUUCUGCAGACAUUGUGUCAUGUCAUCGUCUGGGAGCCGACACGAGCAAGCCACGUCCUCUUCUAAUUAGAUUCCAGAGCCACAGUCUACGCAGUGAAGUGUGGCGAAGCAAGACUCUGUUAAAGGGCUCUGGACUGGUUUUCUCUGAGUUCCUGACCAAGCCCCGACAUGACGCUUUCCUGGCCGCCCGCAAGCAUUUUGGGAUGAAGCAGUGCUGGACAUCUGAGGGCAAGAUAGUGGUAUUGCUACCAGACAAGUCCCGGCGGAAAAUAGAAUCUCCAGCUGAGCUACAACAACUAGCGAGACAGUUUCCGACAUCUGUUACUUCUACUGGUGACCCGACAGUGGGCGCACAGUCGAGUUCAACAGCCAACAAGUCUCCAUCAGGCAAGAGACCGCGAAGGCAAGCAAAAUAA
Molecule: messenger RNA, 943 nt
Organism: Spodoptera frugiperda (fall armyworm)
Lineage: Eukaryota; Metazoa; Arthropoda; Insecta; Lepidoptera; Noctuidae
Exons: 1
Coding region: 179-943 (254 amino acids)
Source: RefSeq, a predicted model, not a curated record